Messenger RNA from Halichondria panicea, 3227 nucleotides. Its product is annotated as mitogen-activated protein kinase kinase kinase 11-like. The transcript has 7 exons. Gene Ontology annotation, molecular function: protein binding; protein kinase activity; ATP binding. The record is from RefSeq and is a predicted model, not a curated record. Gene Ontology annotation, biological process: protein phosphorylation; signal transduction. Gene Ontology annotation, cellular component: cytoplasm. NCBI's taxonomy places the organism in Eukaryota, Metazoa, Porifera, Demospongiae, Suberitida, Halichondriidae. The coding region runs from base 124 to 3096 and encodes 990 amino acids.
GCUAAUUACAAGCCUAAUUAGAAGUUUGUUUUGUUUAUCGCUAGCUAGCAAACUGUGAGUUUGUUUGUUCGUUAGUGCGUGAUAUAAUUAUACAUUUCCUAGCAAUCUAUUAUAGCUACAGCCAUGAUGAGUGAUAAACCUACAGAUCUAGACAAGCGGCUAGCCUCGCGCCGAUAUUCCGAUGAAGAUGCCGACAAGUCCACCUCAACCAUACGCGCUCUCACGCCAUGUCAUGACCUGAGCGUAGAGGCUCACAUCACGAAGGAUGCUACCACUCCAGUCUUAUUAGAGUUCCUACCACCGUUGCCACCCUCUCCCAGUAUUAUAGGACCACCCUCCCCCAUACUAACCAACUAUGAGUUCUCUAGAAAGAAGAGCAGUUCUUGCAAGCUAACGUACACAAGUCAGAAGAAACAAGAGAAGAAGAAUAUCGGGACAGUGAUUGGUGAUUAUGUUGGUGUCUAUAAAGAAGAGCUCACACUUAGAAUGGGUGAAAAGAUUGAGAUUAUUUCCAAGGAUACGCAGAUAUCUCGAAACAUUGGCUGGUGGACGGGUAGAAACAAUAAAGGACAGAUUGGCAUCUUCCCAGCAGCUUGUGUGUGUACAGAGACGUUACCUAGCAACGUAUUGGAGCCAACCAAGAACACAGAGUACUCGCUGGAAAUACACAGUAGCGAGGUUGAACUGAAGGAAGUGAUUGGCGUCGGUGGGUUUGGUAAAGUGUUUCGAGGGAUCUACCUCGGGGAGGACGUGGCUGUCAAGGUGGCCAAGACCACUACCUUUGAUUCGCUCAAAGCUGUCCAAGACGUCAUCUCCGAGGCUGAGAAGUUUGCCCACCUAGCUCACAAGAAUGUGUGUGCCCUGAUCGGAGUUGUGCUCGUCAAGGAUGUUUGUCUUGUGAUGGAGCUGGCCAAGGGAGGAGCGUUGUCGGAGGUUAUACACAAAAGGGGCGUGUCUCUCCCGGUGGGGGUGAUCCUGGACUGGGCGGGACAGAUUGGAUCAGCGCUGACCUAUCUUCACCACGAGGCCCGACCAUCGCUCAUUCAUAGAGAUAUCAAAUCAAGCAAUAUACUGCUGACUCACGAGGUGGAUCCUCACAGACCAAACCGUAAGAAUGUUAUUAAGAUCACUGACUUUGGACUGGCCCGAGUGAUAGAGCACACAACGCACAUGAGUGGAGCCGGCACUUAUCCAUGGAUGGCACCAGAGGUCAUUACAAAGAGUGAUUUUUCCAAGAAAUCUGAUGUCUGGAGUUAUGGAGUGGUGCUCUGGGAGCUCUUGACUGGGCAGAGGCCCUAUGCUGGUCUUAACCUGUUUGUGGUAGCUUAUGGUGUUGGUCAUGGCAACCUCUCUCUGCCCAUACCUGAUGGCUGCCCCAGUCCAUUUGUCAGUCUCAUGAAGAUGUGCUGGCAAAGGAACCACAAAGACCGUCCCUCAUUCCAGCAGAUCAUGGUGGCUCUACAGCAGUUGGAGAGCAGUCAGUUCUUCAGGGGUACCUCUCACCAGGAGUUCCGGUCCAUGCAGUCUAGCUGGAGGGAAGAGAUACUGGCCCAGUUCCUAGAGCAGAAGAAACUAGAGAAGGAACUACAAGAUAAAGAGAAUCUUCUCAAGAACAAGGAGCUGCUACUACACAAGCAAGAGUUGGUACUAGCACAGCAGCUGCAACAGCAGGACAAGGCCAAAGAGGAGCUCGACAAACAGAGGGACGAAAUGCAAAGAGAGAGACAAAUUCUACGAGAGCAAUACCAACGUUGUGAGCAGUUAGUCAAGCAACUCAGUGUUCCUCUGCCACCAGACGAGGAGCCAGACUCCCCCGCACAUCAACCCACCUUUCCACCUCGACUGCACAAAUUCUCGAUCACACGACUUUUCAAGAACUUGAGAGGAGUUGGGCGUGUUCAAUCUAGCGAAGGACCUCUCCCUAACAAACUGGAGGCCCCCGGACACCCGUACCCAAACAGAGCUACUAGGCGCCUCAACAGCUCACCUGGUCAAAGCAGCGGGUUCAAGAGGUCAUCACUCACAAUGUCUCUCAGCCGAUUGGACGGAAAGAGAACCCCAUCACCUGACAAGAGGAAGUCCCUACCCGAUGUACAGAGGGGGCACAAGAGGCACGGCUCUGACGGCCUUAAAUAUGGAGCGUCUCUAGGUGUGAACCCUGGCUAUGAACCUGCUAGUGCUGAGCUCCCUCGUAGGAGCUCCAUCCCCUCGGCCCCUCACUGUCACACACCACCCAUACCACCAUUACAUCCCAGACAUCACAUAUCCCCCCCUCCGCUACUCAAGGAGCAAGGAGGGCCUCUCCCCAACAAGCCCUUCCAUCUAGGCCUCUCACAGACCAAGAAGAAGCGCUCCACCACAGACAGUAACCCCAGCAGCCCAACCUGCAGUGUCACCAUCACUCCGGCUGACGAAGGACCCAAAAAACUGUCCUUUGACUCUGGAAACAACAGUAUGACUGGAUCUGAUGCUUCAGGACAUUCUGCGCAAAGUGAGAUCUACUCCGGCUCUCCAAUGAUCAAUCUGGACUCUCCCAUCGCUGCACCUCCCAAGGACGUGUUUCAGCUUGCAGAGUUUGACCCUCUCAUUCAUCAAAGUGUAUCACAUGACUCGCUCUUAUUUGACCCGUACCCCCCACAGUCGUCAGGUGACAGUGGGCCACGCCUCCUACCAGCUUCCCCUGCCCCCAUACCAUCACAGAAUAUUGUACAACGUCAGCAAUCUCAGACCACCACUGUCUCCACUUCCCCUCGUUCCGAUCAAAGCUCCCCACGCAACUCUCUUGAUACAAUAGCCCCGCCCACAAGCAUUUCCCGUCCUCGUCCGAGGGGGCGGAGUGACCCCGUUGACCCCAAUUUCCCCACAAGUGCCCCCUCAUCUCGCUCUCAGUCCCCCAAAUUCUCUCGCUGUCCCAACUCCCCCACUGGCUCCAUCAAGUCUCAACAAUAUUUCCCCACGUGGGACGAGGACUUUAGACCGGCUUAUCGCUCUGACUCCACCUCUGAUUUUGGAGACCAGUUUGACAUUGGGUUCAAUCUCGACGAUGAGGACCCUGACUUCCUGUUAGACUUUAAACUGCUAGAUCUAAACAAGUGAACAUGUGACAAUGCAGUUGUGUGUAUUUGUGUAUUGCUAAUAUUGAAUUUUAACGUUGUGGAAUUUUAUUGUUUGUGUAUUUGUUUGUCAACCACUUUUUUAUAUGGAAUGAUUUGUUUACAAGCACUUAA